Molecule: messenger RNA, 2259 nt
Organism: Puccinia graminis f. sp. tritici CRL 75-36-700-3
Lineage: Eukaryota; Fungi; Basidiomycota; Pucciniomycetes; Pucciniales; Pucciniaceae
Exons: 13
Coding region: 1-2259 (752 amino acids)
Biological process (GO): intracellular iron ion homeostasis; copper ion import; iron ion transport
Cellular component (GO): plasma membrane
Molecular function (GO): ferric-chelate reductase activity
Source: RefSeq, a predicted model, not a curated record
AUGACCUCACAAUGUGGGGAACAUCCUGAACAUUGUGACUUUGAGCGUUCCUUGACCUACCCAGGUGGGUACGGUGCGAAGAUUGGGCAGGGUAAAAAUAACUGGUCUCGGUGCUCGGUACUAUCGGACCGACUCACCGGCGAUGGCAGCUGUAAGGCGCAUAGGUGCUGUUUUCUGAAACCCAGCUUCUCGGUUGCUGUAGCAUCCAAAGAAAUGAUCCUUGCACUCCGUGUGGGUUGGAUAGAUUUUAUAACUAGUCAGAUCACUCGGAGUCCCACUUUAAGCUCGACAAUAGAGCGCGACGGGAAUCCUUUGAUCCGCGAUAUGAGUUGUCGCUGUCGUGGUAUCAUGUGGUAUUUUGGGCUUCUCGCCCAGGUCGCUUUUUCUCAACACCAAGCUCCUGAUCCCUCCGAAAAACCCGAAAAUGCAGAAGCUUCAGCUCCAUUGCGGAUAGCCAAAAUGCUGGAAGGACAGGCAAUCGUCAACCGGUGGCUUGCUUCUUUGAAUUACCAUGUGUUAGGGCUUUGCGUGAUUCUUUGUUUGAUAAUCGGAGUUAUACUGAUGAUCCGAAGGGGAGCUCGAGCAUUCCACUUUGGAUGGUUUUUGUACGGCAAACCCCCGAGAGGUCAAGUCUUCCAACCUGCCCACGUCUCCCAACAUCCUAAAAGCUGGCAGGCUGAAUUGGGGGCAGUCAGACAAAUCUACGGCUUCACGUUUCUGCAAAACGUUCCGCUCAUUUCUAAUUUCACCUUCGGUCAACUCACACUAUCAAGUUUUUUUGUUGGAUUGGUCGUGAUCCUAGCUGUUCUCUCUAACCCAGCUCCAACCCAGAACCCUAGGAGAUUUGGCUACCUGGCAGCGGCGAACAUACCUUUCUUGGUCUUAUUUUCGAUGAAAAACUCUCCACUAGCAUUACUCGGUAAAGGAUAUGAAAAGUUAAACUUCAUCCAUAGAUUCAUUGGCUUUGUGGUGAUUGCAUGUUCUUUGAUUCAUGGGGGUCUGAUGACCUCUUUUAUGUCGCAAGGCAAGAUUUCGAACACAAGAGCCUUCUAUAGUGGCUGCUUUAUGGGUUUCAUGUUGUUGCUGGUCGGUAUUACAGCGAUUCCCGCCAUUCGAAGAAGAAUCUACAAAAUAUUUUAUAUCGUCCAUGUGCUGGGUUAUCUCUCACUAUUUGCAGGUGGGAUCUAUCAUGAGAAAGCUCUUCGGCCUUACAUGAUCUCGGCAAUCUCACUUCAUUUACUUUCAAGUGGAUGGCAAGUACUCAAAUGGAAGAUGUACACUGCGACACUGACGCCGCUUCCCGGGAAAAUAACCCGAGUCGAAAUAAAUGGAAUCAAAACUGGCUGGAAAGCAGGGCACCAUGUUCGCUUGAGGGUGCUCGGCAGCUUUUGGCAAGGCUUACAAGCACAUCCUUUUACCAUAGCAUCUGCUCCUUCAAGGAGUGGCAGUGAAACAAACAGCCUCAUAUUAUAUGUCAAAGCGGUCGGAAGCUUCACCACAAUGCUUUAUGCCAAAGCAGUCACUGUCGAUGGAUUCAGUGACAUAAGGCCCGUUUCGCAAAGCAGAUUUUCAAAUGGAUCACAAAAACUAGUCCAACUUCCCAGCGACAUAUGCAGUUCUAUAACCAAUUCGGAAAACAAGAGCUCUUCAGUUGGGUCAAUAGGAACACUACAAAACUCAGAUAAGAAUCAUCAUGGGACAAUAUCACGUAUGGCCACCUUGGAUAUUGGCUUGCCUGAUGGAGUUGAAGUGAAUGUUCAUGUUGAAGGUCCGUAUGGAGGGAUUGGAUGGCAUGGCUUGGACGAGUUCAGGGAUGUGAUUAUUUGUGCCGGGGGUAGUGGGAUUUCGUUUCUGGUAGCGGUCGUGUCGGAGCUUGUUUCCUUAGCUAAAGUCGGGGGCAUCACUAAGAGAGCCUUGGUGAUAUUUACAGUUCGAGAUUGGGAGGUUGCAAAAUAUUUUGGAAAUAUCCUUGCAAGGGAUAUUGAAGAAUCCUUAACGUAUGGUCUUUCCCUGGAUGUGAGAUUUUUUGUCACAGUCAAAGUGGAAACCCCCAUUCCUUUGGGGGACAUCAAGAUACGAUGGCAACGUCCAUCUCUGGAUGUACUAGUCAAAGAAUUUUUGAUGGAUGUUGUAGGUGGUCAAGGAGUUGGUCUGGGUGCUUGUGGCCCCCCUGGCUUGAUGGCACAAGUCAGAAGCUCUGUGGCAAUGAUUGAUUUGAAGACUGCAAAGAGAGUGGGUGGUAUCAACAUGCAUUUGUAA